AUGUGGAUAUCCAGGUCUGAGGAUGUCCUUCAUUGCUUCCCCAAAGGUUCAAAGGAGGUCAAAGGGAUUUGUUUCAUUCUGGAAGCCCAGCAAGAGGAAGAACAGCUAUUUUGUGACAGCAAAAAAAUAGCACAUGCCUCAGAGGGGCUGGAUUGGGAAGACAAAGAUGCUGCAGACACACUGGUCGAUAACGAGGUCCACUCAAGGAUCAUCAAUCCUUUACGCCUAUUUGUUAAACAGUCUCCAGUGUCAAAGCCUGGUCAGAUGUCAUAUGCAGACAGCAUAGAAAACUUUUGGGAUUGGUUGUCCAACAUCACGGAAGUGCAGGAGCCAUUGGCAAGAACUAAACGUAGGCCAAUAGUGAAAACAGGGAAAUUUAAGAAAAUGUUUGGAUGGGGUGACUUCCACUCCAACAUUAAGACUGUGAAACUCAACCUUCUCAUCACGGGGAAAAUUGUCGACCAUGGCAAUGGAACCUUUAGCGUUUAUUUCCGACAUAACUCCACAGGUCUGGGUAAUGUCUCAGUAAGUCUGGUACCACCAUCCAAAGUGGUAGAAUUUGAAGUCUCUCCUCAGUCCACGUUAGAAACCAAGGAAUCCAAAUCUUUCAAUUGCCGCAUUGAAUAUGAAAAAACAGACCGGGCGAAGAAGACUGCAUUGUGCAACUUUGACCCUUCGAAGAUCUGCUACCAGGAACAGACUCAGAGUCAUGUCUCUUGGUUGUGCUCCAAACCCUUUAAGGUUAUUUGCAUUUACAUUGCCUUUUACAGUGUCGAUUACAAACUUGUGCAAAAGGUUUGUCCUGACUACAAUUACCAUAGUGAGACUCCAUAUUUAUCCUCCGGCUGA
Vombatus ursinus (common wombat) is the source of this 849-nucleotide messenger RNA. RefSeq names its product neurexophilin 2 (gene NXPH2). Lineage: Eukaryota; Metazoa; Chordata; Mammalia; Diprotodontia; Vombatidae. Gene Ontology annotation, molecular function: signaling receptor binding. The record is from RefSeq and is a predicted model, not a curated record. The transcript is spliced from 2 exons. The coding region runs from base 1 to 849 and encodes 282 amino acids.